Molecule: messenger RNA, 1212 nt
Organism: Letharia columbiana
Lineage: Eukaryota; Fungi; Ascomycota; Lecanoromycetes; Lecanorales; Parmeliaceae
Exons: 2
Coding region: 1-1212 (403 amino acids)
Source: RefSeq, a predicted model, not a curated record
AUGGGCGGACACGCAUUUCGCUCAGGGCCCAAUCCGCUGAAUGUUGUCCGUUUGCCAACAGAGCAGUAUAUCAUGCUGCGAGAUCACUACCAAACUAUAGUUAUGAAGUUCUACACCCGUGCCGUUGUACCCUCAGAAGCCCCAGGAAAAGGCGACCAUGGCGACAUAGACGUUCUAGUCGAUGAGCCUUUGUUCAACUUCACUGGUCAGGAUCUUGAGCGGGCACUAGGGGCUGCCGCGCACACAAAAGCUGGGCGUACUAGCUCUUUUGCCAUCCGAAUACCAGAAGACAGUGACAAUUUCUUCCAGCUCGAUGUCUAUCUCUGCAAGAAGGGGUGUUUUGAGUGGGAGAGUGUCGUUCAUGCAUACGGCGACAUUUGGCAUAUUAUUGGGUCCACGGUGACUCGCUUUGGGCUGGCGAUUAAUGACUCUGGCCUGCACGCUCGUGUUCAGACCGAAGGAACGAACAAGAAAGACUGCCUAUUGCUUCUGACAAGCUACCCUGAAGAGAUGAUGAAGUUCUUAGGCUUGAAUGGCCCUCGAUAUGACAAUGGAUUCUCUACUCUGAAUGAGCUCUUUGAGUGGGCUAUCUCAAUGCCCUUGUUCCGAAGCAAAUUCUUUGACAAGGAGACUGUCAGUGGGAAACAAAGACGUAUUAGAGAAAAGAGACCAAUGUACUCGAAAUUCGUGACGGAAUGGCUGCCUCAGAGAAUGACGUUACAUGCGGGUACCGCACCCCCAGAAGGAGUUGAGUGUUGUGAUGCUCGAGCAAAAGUUCCUAUAUCAGCUGAUGCCUCCACCUCGGCAACUGCGCAUAUUCGAAGCGACAAGCCUGCAGAAGAAGUAAAUACAGGAAUCUCUCCGACUGAUCAAAGGAAAGACGUCCUCAAUAAAGCGCUGCUAGGAUUCAACAAGCAUGAAGAGUACCAGAAAAUGUUGGAAGAUCAUAGGAGGAGGACCUGGAGAGGCGUGUUGUGGAAAGAGGUUGAGAGGGUACUUCCGCUACAGGGCGAAGAGCUUGGCCAAGCGAUGAUGGCGCUCAAAGCCUUGUUGUGGUGGAACGAUGGCCAGCCGCGACUCAGGGUGGAGGCGGAUCAGUCGCUGGAAAGGGGUUCGGCCCUGGAUGCUGACACGGUGAAUAAGAUUUUGGUCCCGUGGAUCAAAGAGAACUGGAAAGAAGCGGUGAGAUUGAACGAGAGACUUGCACGUUAA